AUGAAUAGAAUCAUUUUAGCUUUAUUAUUUGUAGUCUCUGUACUUUCAGUUGCAUCCAAUGCUUCAUUGGCAUCAACCAACUUUGAUGGUCUCGUCUCUUUAGAAAUCGGUAACGAUGCUGUUAGAGCCUACGUCAUUUCACUCAGCGAAGUUACCCAAACCAUGGUAUUCUCUGGAGCAUCUGUUUUUGGUAGCGUACUUGGUGAUGAUAAUGUAUCUUAUUCAUUUGAUACUAGUAUUUUCACAUUUGAAUCGAUUGGUAAUUUCAUUACCUAUACUCAAGCCUAUGCCUCUGGAAGCGGUAGUGCUACCACGACAGGUGGAGCCACCGGCUCUGUUGCAGCCUUUGCUGCCAUUUAUAAGCUUUUCGCUCUUGCCGAAUACGAAGAGACCAACGGUGAAGACGGUUUCCAAAUCGGUGAAGAUAAGCUUGAAGGUUGGUUAUUGCUCGGCAACCCAUCCUACAAAUUCUCCAAGCAAGAGACCGACCUCAAGGCCACCUUGUCAAACGGAACUGAAAUCAACUUUAAGGCUUACAAUGUUCUCGCCGACUCUGGUUUGGUAGCCUUGCGUUUCACCGUCUCUGACGCACCAGUUGAAAUUGAAGGUACCACCAUCUCAUCAGAAACCUCCAAGAUUGAUAUUGAAAUCAAUGGAUAUUUUGAUUCAUCGGUCAACAAGCCAACCAUUUUAUGUUCGUCUGCCGACCCAAUGUUUAGUUGUGGUAGCACCGGUCCAUCGACCAAUCCAAACUCUCGUGUUGCUCUCAUCUCUGCCUAUGUCUCUGCCAACGUCGACGCUUCAUUCAACUCAAAUGUCCAAGGUGGUAUCAUCAGCGGUGGUGCCGUCCAAGGCAAGUUUGAAUUUGUCACCACUGUCGACACCCAAAUCAACGGUACCGCUGGCACUGCCAACGUUAUCACCAACGCCCAAGGAUUUGCUCAAGGCGAUGCCCCAGACUUCCUCGUCAAGUUUGACGCCACCGCCAACAUUGGUUUGGCCGGUCAAUUCCUCGUCCAAACAUUCGAUGCUGUCAGACCAGACACCAUCACCUGGGAUCCAAGUGUCGGUGUUGAAAAGUCAUCCUUUGCCAUCACUCUCAUCCCAUCCCUUUCACUUGUUGUAUUUAUUGUCUUUGGUUUAUUAAUUUAA
Cavenderia fasciculata is the source of this 1152-nucleotide messenger RNA. RefSeq names its product putative transmembrane protein. The transcript is spliced from 3 exons. Lineage: Eukaryota; Evosea; Eumycetozoa; Acytosteliales; Cavenderiaceae. The coding region runs from base 1 to 1152 and encodes 383 amino acids. The record is from RefSeq and is a predicted model, not a curated record.